Drosophila navojoa is the source of this 441-nucleotide messenger RNA. RefSeq names its product vitelline membrane protein Vm26Aa. Lineage: Eukaryota; Metazoa; Arthropoda; Insecta; Diptera; Drosophilidae. The record is from RefSeq and is a predicted model, not a curated record.
UACAACUGGCAUCAGUCACCUUUGGUAACAGCAAAAUCAACAACUUCAAGAUGAAAUUCUUCGUGUGCUUCGCCCUCAUCGCCAUUGUUGGCUCCGCUUUGGCCAAUCCCUCCGGCUCUAUAAGCAACCAGGAAUCCGAGUCUGAUAACCAGGGCUAUGGUGACCUGACCCGUCUACGCAAGUCUGCUUACGGCGGUGGCAGCUCCGGCGGCGCAGCCAGUGUGCCAGCUCCUCCCUGCCCCAAGAACUAUCUGUUCAGCUGCCAGCCCAACCUGGCGCCAGUGCCAUGCAGCGCUCCAUCUCAGGGCUACGGCUCAGCCGGCGCCUACUCCUCGCCCGUGGCCAGCUACCUUGCCCCCACCUACGGCGUGCCUCAGCAUCAGCAGAACCUCUACGGCGCUGCCUACUUGCCCCAGGCUUACGGCUACGGCUACUAGAAGA